Molecule: messenger RNA, 701 nt
Organism: Drosophila elegans
Lineage: Eukaryota; Metazoa; Arthropoda; Insecta; Diptera; Drosophilidae
Gene: HP4
Exons: 2
Coding region: 94-393 (99 amino acids)
Source: RefSeq, a predicted model, not a curated record
ACACUGUCAAUUUGGCGUCGCUGCAGCCACGAAAAGAGCUGCAUUUCUUUUUGCGACUUUGAUAGAGAGUUUUCCGUUUUCCCCGACUAAGCCAUGUCGCCAAAGACAAAGAAAAUGGUGGUCAAGAUCCCACGUCACCCGUACUUCAGUGUGCAGGGCGAGAGAAGCGUUGAGCGGGAGGUGGAGUACAAGGUUCGCAAGUGUCGUGUGAACCUUGAGCGAAUUAAAUCGUCGAGCACCCCGGCAUCUCGUCCAUUUCCGUUGAAACCAAAGCCAAAAAGAUGCAUUGUACGAGUGGCCCGCCUUCCUGACGUGGAGCGCAGCGAGAUAUCCGUCACCCCGGCCAGUUCCAUAAUGAAUUCUGAUAUUGACGAGGGUAGUUCCAGUGAAUAGGAGCUAAGAACUAUAGACAAACCCGACUGUCCGGGUGUCUAAAUCUUCACCCGGAACCACCACAUACCUUAAUUAUACUAUUAACUCCACUGUUCGCAUCUGGUUAACAAUAAGUUAACUCAUCAUCCAGUAAUCAUAGUUCGACAAAAACCUUAGGACUCCUAUUUCUUAUAUAAAGUAUAAUCCAAAAAAGGAUUGACAUGAAUGGCGUAUCUUUUACUGAAUAUAUAAGAUUUGCACCCACAACCUUAAACGGUUUUUUAAUCAACAUCGAUUUCAUUAAAAUAUAUACGCCCAAUACAAAUUAA